AUGCGCGUCUGCAUCCAUCCCUGGUUCACGGAUUGCACACUGCCGCAUGAGGUGGCCGCCGCGGAACAGACUGUGAAGGAUGGGUCACCGCAUAAGGUUAACUGGGCCGCCAUCAUCUGGGGUAUCAUCGAGAAGGAGAUUCACGAGCUGCCCGGGAGGGAUGAUGGGGUGUGCCAAUACGGGGCGUAUCUUCAGCGGCUCAUCCGGGUGCAGAAGCCGCUGCUGUUUGACCUGCCGCAGAAAGAGGAGGCAGGGAAGCUUGUUCAGAAGGUGUCUUUUGAUUUAGUUAAGGACGAGCGUGGUGGGGAUGCAGAUGCCAGGAACAAGGGCUUGCAGGAGUUGGAGCCUAUAGAUGCAGAUACGGAUGCGAGCAGCAAGAGCCCGAAGGAAUCAGAGUUAGAGGGUGUGAGUCUGACCAGCAAGAGCUUGGAUGAAUCGGGACCUGCAGAUGCUGAUGCUAGUGGUCAUGACUUGAAGGAGUUGGAGUCUGGGGAUGCGAGGAGCAACAUCUUGGAGGAAUCAGAGACAGCAGGUGUGGAUUUGAGGAGCAAUGACUUGAAUGAGUCUGGGAAUGCGAGGAGCAACAUCUUGGAGGAACCAGAGACAGAAGGUUCGGAUUUGAGGAACAAUGACUUAAAGAAGUCAGAUUCUGGGGAUGCAGGGAGCAAGAGCAUGGAUGAAUUGGCGGAUGUGGAUGCUAAUGCAUUGAGCAAGUCACUGGAUACAUCAGUGGUGGCGGAUGGGGAUGCAAAGGGCAUGAACUUGGAUGUCGAGAUGGAGUCCGGGGAUGCGGAUGCUAAUGCAGGGAGCAAGUCACUGGAUACAUCUAUUGUGAUGGAUGAGGAUGCUAAGGGCUUGGAUGUUGAGAUGGAGUCAGGGGAUGUUGGUGCUAAUGCAGGGAGCAAGUCACUGGAUACAUUGAAGGUGAUGGAUGAGGAUGCAAAGGGCUUGGAUGUUGAGAUGGAGUCGGUGGAUGCAGAUCCUAAUGCAGGGAGCAAGUCACCGGAUUCAUUGAAGGUUAUGGAUGAGGAUGCAAAGGGCUUGGAUGUCGAACUGGAGUCGCGGGCUAUGGAUCCUAAUGCAAGCAAUAAUUCGCCGGAUACAUUGAAGGUGGUGAAUGAGGAUGCAAAGGUCAUGAGCUUGGAUGUCGAAUUGGAGUCAGGGGAUGCAGAUGCUAAUGCAAGGAACAAGUCACCAGAUACAUCAAAGUUGGUGGAUGAGGAUGUAAAGGUGGACGUGGAUGCUAAUGCAAGCAGCAACAAACUGGAGACACCCAAUGUGGUGGAUGGGGACUUCAAACUGCUGUUGGGGUGUGUGGAUGGUAAUGCAAGCAGCAAUAGACUGGAGCCACCAAAUGUUGCUGAUGAGGAUGAUGAAUUGCAGUUGGGGGAUGUGGAGAGAUUGGAGACAUCGAAGGUGGCGGAUGAGGAUGUAAAGGGCAUGAGCUUGGAUCAAUCAAAGGCAGGGGAUGCCAUGGUGCUGGAGGAAGCUGUAGCUCGUACACAUGAAAUAAAUACUGUGAAUGGUGAGGUUUUGGCAGACUUUGCAUGGGAGGAAGAUGAAGACACAAUUGUGGGUGCAGCAGAGAAGGAUGCAUGCCCAUCGCCGGAUGUGGAACUGGUGACACAGGAGAAAGUGCUAGUAGUGCCAGAGGAGGAUGAGGAGGCAGAAGAGGAAGAAGAGAAGGAUGAGGCAGGGUGGAGCUCUGCCAAUGAUGACGAUGACAGUAUGGAUGUCGAAGAUCAUGUAUCUGUCCAAAAUCUGGAUAGUGAUAAUGAGGAGGUGGAGGAGUCAGAGCGUGAUGCAUUUGAGGGGUGUAGCGGUGGAGUGGAGAUGAACUGGGGUAUUGGGGAUGAGAAGGGGGGCGAGGGGACGACACAUUGUUUACAGCAAUGUGACUUUCCAGGGGUGGAGUUUGAGAAUUUGAAUAAAGGGAAUGUUGGGAUGAGGGAUGGUGUGAGCUUUGAUGAUGGAUUCAAAAUGGGCUCCUUGCAUGGGAUGGAGUCAAACCUCCUCCAGGCUAUGAACUCAGAUCCUGCGGCAUAUAAUGGCACGGAGAAUGCACAUGACCUGUCCUCUGGAAAUUUCUUGGCUAUGGGGGCUGAUGCACAUAAGAAUGGAGUGGACCUGGGGGCCGGCAAUUCAUUUUUCUUUGGCAAUAAUAAUGGGAAGAGGCAUGUUGAGGAUAUUGAUGAUGGGUACGAUGACCAGAUGCAAACACAACAGCAGUUUCUGCAGGGCAAUCAACAUAAGCGGAUGCGGAACUCCAGCAGUAGUGUACCACCUGGAUCAGCAUUCUUCAAUGCAAACUAUUCAGAACCCAUACAGAACUUAUUGGUCAAUGCCAGCAUGUUAUAUGAACAGAAAGACAGAGAGAUUCAAGAGGCGCUGUCACAGAAGCAAUUUAUGGCCAACUUGCUGCAGGAGAAGGAAGCACUUAUCCACUCACUAAACUCAGCCAGGUUUGAGCAAGAGAAUAAGUUGCAAGCAAAGCUUAGGUGCUUUGAGCAUGAUCUGAAUGUGAUGGGUCAGUUGGUCAGUGGGUAUAAGAGGGCUUUGAAACAGAGUCAUGCUUCUUUCAAUGAGUACAGGAAGAAGUUCCCUUCUAACAAGUUCCGUUAUCAUGAUGUUCCUAAUGGUGGCGGUCUUGUCCUUAGCGUCAGGGAGUUGGAGAGGAAACGGUGGGAGGAAGAGCAGCAGAAACGGUGGGAGGAAGAGCAGCAGAAACUUGCAGUAAAUGAGAUGAUUGAACGUUUCAAGCUUGAAUGGUUUUCAAAGCCUGAUGAUUGGGAACAUCGCAUCAACCUUUUGUGGAGGAAAACUGAAGGGCUGGCUCGGGAGCUUGAUCUUCUCAAGGAAAAAAGAAAAGCAAAGCUUGCAGCCCUUGCUAGGGAAGAAUGA
This is a messenger RNA of Triticum turgidum subsp. durum (durum wheat), 2901 nucleotides long. The record is from the annotation of a GenBank genome assembly. Lineage: Eukaryota; Viridiplantae; Streptophyta; Magnoliopsida; Poales; Poaceae.